Molecule: messenger RNA, 165 nt
Organism: Pongo pygmaeus (Bornean orangutan)
Lineage: Eukaryota; Metazoa; Chordata; Mammalia; Primates; Hominidae
Exons: 3
Source: RefSeq, a predicted model, not a curated record
AUGCCGACACAGAGAAAGUACACAGCAUGGUGGCUCAUGCCUGUAAUCCCCACACUUUGGGAGGCCAAAGUGGGUGGAUGGCUUGAGCCCAGGAGUUUGAGACCAGCCUGGGCAACAAGCCAGGCAUGGCGGCACACACUUGUGGUCCCAGCUACUUGGGAGGCU